AGUGGGAAGGAAAAACUCCCUUUUAACAGGAAGACACCUGUUCCCCUUUCCUUCUCCUCAGGGUUUUUUCCGCCGGACCAUCCAGAAGAACCUCCAUCCGUCCUACUCCUGUAAAUAUGAAGGUUGCUGCAUCAUCGACAAGAUCACGCGCAACCAGUGCCAGCUGUGCCGCUUUAAGAAAUGCAUCUCUGUGGGCAUGGCCAUGGACUUGGUGUUGGAUGACUCAAAGCGCGUGGCCAAGCGCCGUCUGAUCGAGGAGAAUCGCGAGAAGAGGAAGAAAGAGGAAAUGAUGCGGAUGCUACAGACGAGGCCAGAGCCAGACACAGCAGAGUGGGAGCUGAUCAGGAUGGUGACCGAAGCCCACCGGCACACCAACGCCCAGGGCUCCAGCUGGAAACAGAAGCGCAAAUUCCUGCCCGAUGAUAUUGGCCAGGGUCCUAUGGUGCCCACUUCAGACGGAGAUAAGGUGGAUCUGGAAGUCUUCAGCGAGUUCACCAAGAUAAUGACCCCUGCCAUCACUCGCGUCGUCGACUUUGCCAAGAAACUGCCCAUGUUUUCAGAGCUGCCUUGUGAGGACCAGAUCAUCCUGCUGAAAGGCUGCUGCAUGGAGAUCAUGUCACUGCGUGCUGCUGUUCGCUACGAUCCCGACAGCGAGACUCUUACUCUAAACGGCGAGAUGGCUGUGAAACGCGAGCAGCUGAAGAACGGCGGGCUGGGCGUGGUGUCGGACGCCAUCUUUGAUCUGGGCAAGAGUCUAGCACAAUUUAAUCUGGAUGACUCGGAGGUGGCGCUGAUGCAGGCGGUGCUGCUCAUGAGCUCAGACCGUUCAGGGCUGACCAGCGUGGAGAAGAUUGAGCAGUGCCAAGAGGCUUACCUUCUGGCGUUCGAGCACUAUAUAAACUACCGCAAGCACAACAUUCCCCAUUUUUGGCCCAAGCUGCUGAUGAAGGUGACAGACCUGCGCAUGAUCGGGGCUUGCCACGCCAGCCGUUUCCUUCACAUGAAGGUCGAGUGUCCCAAUGAACUGUUUCCCCCGCUCUUCCUGGAGGUGUUCGAAGACCAGGAAGUGUAACUGUACAUCACCCUCAGAAAGAACACUUUUGUGGUGGCUUUGAGAGGAAGUUUGGCUGAAGGACAAGCGAGGACGAAAAACUGGAUUUUUUUUUUCUCUUCAUGGAGAACAUGCUCUGUAAAUUUCUUUUGUUGCCCCUUUGUGUGUGUUUUUUUGUUUUGUUUUUUUGAUUUGUCAAGCAACUACAACAUCCACCACCAGCAAGCACACAUCAAUAUUAUCAGAGGAAUGCAAUCAGUCUCACUAGGCACACACACAAAGUACAAGCAGUGUAAAUACUUACAUAGCUAUUCAUACACCAUAAAAAGUGUAUUUAUAUGCAAACAAUUGCAUUGCCUCUUUUUGCACCCCCAUGGAUACACAGCUGUACUGCUCCUGACUAAUGCAAACUGAGGGGCUUGGUUAUGUUUCUACUAGCUGCACAGCCACCUAUCACCUCAGAUAAGUGCUUUUUUUGUUUUGUUUUGUUUUGUUUUAAUCUCUGGGACCUAAUCAUUAGCUUCUCUUUCAAUCCCUACACCUCCCUCACAUCUCCUUAACUGCAAAGUCAUUCUCUGUCCGCAGCCUAGCCCUCAACCUGCCAAGGCCCCGUGAGUCUUUGUUGACCUACCUCCCUCACGUACUGACCUCUCUCUCUCUCGUGUAUACACAGGCACAUGGUGUACAUGCACAAAAGACACCCCUACAAUAUUACCUCAAACAAUAUUACCUUUCUGAUUAGAAAACACAGACUCGUGUAAUAUUUAGUCAAACCAUAUGCAAGCUACAGUGAGAAAACUUUGUGUGAAGCCCUUAUUUAUAUACAGAUAUGUCUUAUAACUGCAGACACGAGAUGGUAUCGCUCGGUUUCCUGAGCAGAGACUAAACCCAGUCUAAAAAAACACUAAAAACUUUGUUUUCAGUUGAAAUCUUCAUUGAAUUUUCCUUCAAGUGUGGAACUGGGCUUAAUCCAUGCCUGGGACACUGAACCCAUAGGUAUUAAUUACUGUAGUGCAUCAGAGGUUACAAGAUGUCAUGAACAUCACGGUGCUUUCUGUGAUCACUAAGUGUUUUGCUUUAGUGGAUUUGAUAUCCAUCUUUGUGCAGUAAAUUCUCCUUGUUUACUGACAUGGUUUGAUAUUCUUGGAAACAGGUUUACUUUCUUUCUUGCUGUGACUUAAAUAUAAAGUUUGAUACCAUUCUUAUGCUGUAUUUGAAGCUAACGCUAGCGACUGCUUAGCUUAGCAUAAUAGCUAUGUUAAGCUAUGCUAAGCUAUGCUAGCAUAGCAUCGUCACUGCCAGGGGAUGAAGGCUGUCCCAAUUCGAGGGCUGCUCCAAAUGCGGCCCACAAAUGCGUCCUCCUUUUCCCCAGAUUUGAAGGAUUUGUCGGGUGUAUCCUUUGUUGCCCAGCCUAUCCCAGGAUUCAUAGCACGGCGGUGGCUGUGGAUAAUUUUUUUUUUUUAUGUUUAGCUUAGUUGUUGUUGUUUGCUGGAAUGUUUAAAGUCAGAUGUUUUAUUAUUUCCUGUUUUGUGCUAAGUUAGUGUUUUUAUUGGCUGUAGUUUAUUUUUUAAAGGACAGAUUUGGAAAUUGUGUUAUUUUUACCAAAGUAAGAAAGCAAAAAAAGAAAUCCUGUUUCCCAGAAUAUCAGUCACUAUUACUUUAUUGCUUCUUCAGGAGUUAUAGGAUGUUGUUUUUAUCAUUUCCAUGUCAACAGUAGCAGCAAGGAGUUAUAAGGAGAUUUAUUCUAAAACGUAUUUUUCAUUCAUGAUCUACCAAAAUAAAAAAUAAAAAUAAUACUUUUUUUUUCUUGUUCAUUGGAUUCAGUGGAUUUGGAUCAUCUUUACCUCCAUUAUACCCGAACUGGCAAUUAGCUGCUGAAAGGCUAAUGGCCAGCUCCAGCCCCGUUCCUCAGAAAGCACUGAUUUAGUCAUGGCAUCUUAAGCAUCCAGGAAGAGAAAAGCUGAUUGCGACGUUGUUUUUAUACUAAAUAUAGCAUACACAGGACGUCUGCUUAUAUUUAUACACAGCUGGAAUACCUCUCCAACACAUACCUCCUGUUGUCUUUACCUCACAUACUCAUAUGCGUAUUAAACACCCAUUUAGUUAUUAUCACAUGUAUUACCUCAGUUGUUUUGUGAUCAGCACUUCCUCCUCCUGAGUUGUGCACACUUCCUGUGUCUUUGGGUCAGUGUUUGAGAAUCCCAUUGGAUCCCCCUGCUCUAUGGUCCGCGCCCUCAGCUUUCCACUGAUUUGUGUUAGGUUCAGCACUAGCACAUGGUGGUGGUUGUGGAAACCUCUUCAGGCUUCUCCCCAUCGCCUGUAUCCAUUUCAAGUCCCGCCUGAAACUGGCAGAUUCUACCUCACCUCUCAGGAGCUCCCCCUCUACCUGCAGCGCAUACACAUAAACAUGCACAGAGAUAUAAAAAUACAGAUAUAUGUACUCACCGUGCACAAAGGACUUGCAAGCAUGGACCCACUGAGUGUCUUUUACAUGGGCCAGAGAUCAACAGCUGAAAUUCAGUUCCCCCCCCCCCCCCUUUUUUUUUUUCAGACUUUAUCACAAAAAAAUUGGGAUCAAGAGUCAUUUUUAAUUUUUAUUCAAGAACCUAAAGUGACAACACUGCACACAUGAAUCUGUGAAUCUGGAUCUGUGUGCCAAUUGAACUUGGAGGACGCUGUCAGGACACGGUGACAGCUGGAAACUGGCACCACAGUUGAUUUUUAGCCCUGUUGGAUCAGCCCAAGAGACUCUUCUGGGUGGUGACUGGAAGGUAAAUAAACAGCAACUGAGUCAGCAGAAUCCGCCUCUGAGGAUAUGACUUUUCGUCCUGGCCGAAAUGAGGGAAACGGCGAGUGUGUGUGACCGUUGCAGUGUGACGCAGUUCAGGCCACCAGCAAACAUACGCAGACACGGACCGGGCGAUGCGUCCCUGAAUUCUUCCCUCGCCAUCGAAGCACAAACGGAAAACACUGGCCCAGAAAUUCAAAUCAUGAAUUUAACAUUGCUGAGACCAUCUCCACCAACCAUAUCCCGCGCUGCCAUCCUCUACAAAUGAUUAUCAGGUUUUUUUUCUGUUGCACUAAAUCCAUGCCUGUAUUCUUCAGCAGCCCUGAACUCCUUUCCUCUAUGACCUCUCCUAAACCUUUCCCUUUCCUGCUAGUCUGUAGCAUUCCCAAUAUCCUCCCUGAUGAUCUUAUAUAAUCAACAAGGACUGACGCGGCGCUGCCACUCUCAGUGUUACCAAUCUAUGUUGCAGGGUAUUUAAAUAGAACGUGCUUAUACAGGGAUACAGUUGCGCGCACACACACACACGGCAAUAGGAUGAUUGAGCUGUCCAAGGUCAGAGCGGCCGUCUCCAGACCUGCUGUGUUUGUACUGCACUCACUAUCACUGUGAAUGAAAGCCACGCUGCAACCGGGCUAAGGCUCAGACAGGGUACUGCUGGCUUUCUAAUUCACACAUGUAAAUGUGCCUCACAGAGGUGGUACAAAUAUACACAAUAUAGGAGCAAAUAUUUAUACACAAACACAACACAGUUAUUGUAUGUGGCAUUCGAGCUAUCAGUGGGUGAGUUUAUGCUGCCAGUUCCAAUCAGAUCGUGAAUCUGACCGCUCAUAUAGCACAAGAAUCAAUGUCUGUACAGUUGUUUUUAAUACGUUGGACUUGGGGUUAGACUUUGGACCUGAUGUGCGUUUUCUUAUAUUCUGUCACUGUGUUUAAACAGAGAAGUUUCAAAUAAUGAGUUGAGUGUAUGUACAAGUAAUCCUGCGAGUCAGAAGUCGCUCAUCCCAGAAAAACAGCAAGUUGUUUAUCGGGAGGGAAGGAGAGCGUAGAAUCGCUUGUUUCAGGCAGUGGAUGAACUAAAGUGUUACACCGAGCAAAGGACGUUUUUUAAACCAGCUAAAGUAAUAAAGAAACAGAGCUUUAAAUAAGCAUAACAGGGUAAUGUAAUUGACAUAUGAUUUGCAGUAAAUACAUUCAAAGGUUACCAUAUUAGUUGGCCAUCGGUAACAUCUGCUAAUCACCAACGUUCAGCUUCAAAGUGAUGCACUUCCUGUGUGGAUGCAUACAUAUAAUUUUUAUAGAUGCCUUGUGGAGAUCAUCAACUCAUGGCUGACUUGCUUUUUGCAAACCUCUUGGUGAAUCCCCCCCAAGUCUGAGACUGAGGUCAACUUCGUGAUUUAGAUUGGAGCUGGCAGCAUGGCCUCUCUGUCUCUCUCUUUCUCUCACCCUCUCUCUCCUUCUCAGCCAAAUGAUCACUGGGGAAAUCCUCUUCCUGUCCUUUAAAAAGAGAAAAAAAACACAGCACACCAGCACCACAGAGCACACUGCCUUCAGCCGUGAUCAGCUGCACCAGCAUAGUGGAGAGACAGCAACCAUCCUUCCCACCUUCCACAGUCAUCAUCACAUAGCAGACAUGUCCAGGUAGCUCUUUAAGUCUGAUCUCAGCGGUUGGGUUUUUAAACUCUAAUGAGAAGUAGCUGCACAGGACCGUACCUUAGCCAUGCAUGUUUUCUGCAUGACAGCUCUGUUACUAAUAGCAUGGAGUGCUUCAGUGACCAGACAAAGAAACCAAAAAAUCAUUUUACAUUAAGAAAUCAGAAUAAAAGAACUGAUUUGUUCUGUCUGCUUGGACAUGGCUCAAGUAGUUGGUGCACUUAUGCAGGCGAGGCAGAAUGGAAAAUUCCUUCACCUGUGUGAGCCAUAGAGUCAAAAACACGUGUUCUUGUAGCAGUGUAGCAUUGUUGGACAUCAUUGAGGCCACUCAGAGGUAGGCUACCUCCGUCCGCUUCAUGUCCCGACAUCCCAGUCAAGCUGUAGAAUAACAGUCUCCAUGUUUUCCACACCAUCACUACAGUUUGCUUUCUCUGUCUGCCUCUGAGAUCAAAGGAAGGGUUAUAUUACGUUUACAAUAAACUCAAAUGUGAACUUGAUGCUAAGCUCUGCAGCUACAGCCUGGCACAAAGCUAACAAAUACUACUGUUUUUAUUACUUACCCAGGGAAAACAUCCGUAAGCUCUCAUCCUUGCAUCCACCUUUCCACAUCCUUCCAACUCCAACCCCCCCCGGGUGUUUCCUCCAUAUGCCUCUCCUUCCUUUCCCACACCCUCUCCCAGAAACCUGCUACGGCUCAUGCUAGCACUCUCUGGUGGAGAAAGACGACAAUCCCUGCAGGAAUAUGUCCACACGUGGAAUGUAAAAUACUGAAAUUGUAUAAUUAAAGACACGAUGUGAAGUCCCACACUCAUGUUGCUUUCGAUGUUGCUUUUGUUGUGCACCAAGUGUUCGUCGUUCUGCUUUUUCUUGGGCCGUUGAGCUUUGGAGGUGGACAUGAACCACGUCCUGUGACAGACUGCUACUGAUGAGUCGUUUUAAGAAAAAACUAGUAUGUUUAUGAAAGAACUGUGUGAUGACUGAAAAUGUUUGAGUGAUUUAAAGGAAGGGAUGAAGUGAAUGUUUUGGGUAUAGAGGAACUUUUUAAUUUUUGGUUUUUUUAAUGAUACUUUUGUCUUUAUUUGCAUCUGAUUUUUCUUGGUAAGUGAAUGUCUAUCUGUGUUGAUGCUUUACUGUGAGAAUAUGGCUGUAUAUGCACUUUCAGACCAUCAUUGGUGCAGUGGUAGCUAGUGCUCAGACAUCACCCAUGGGUCAGGGUUCAGCUCAUCUUCAGUUUAGCCAACUGAAAAAGAAGCCAUAUUAAUAAAUAUGAUUGAAACUUCUUGGAACAGGCGAUUGCAUUUGGCACCAUAGUUGGCUGUAUCUAGCAGCUGUACUGCUUGCACUGUAAUUCACAUUGCUGUAUAAGAAUGAAUGAAUUGCAUUAUUCAAAAAUAUACGUUUAGUGUGAUAAGCUAGUCAGUGUUUUGGAUUCAUACUUUUUUUUUUUAAGGUUUUAAAUCUUACGUUUUUCUUACUUCUGACCUUUUUUUAUUUUGUCACUACUGCAACCUCUCAUACGCUAAAACGUAAUACACCACUGUCCCAGUCACACAGGCUUAGAGACCAGUUAGUGACUGCCUGGCAAUCACAAGUUGUUCGGGAAAAAUGUAUUUUCUCUGAACAGUUGCUGAAGUUUGCUGGCAGUUGCUGUGAAGUCAGUUCCUAAACGCUCAGUUAGGCUUGCCUACACUAGUCUGUGAUCCUGUGGUAAUCACCGGCAGCAGGUGAAAAAUCUCUUCCCAACCAGUUGGAGAGUGGUAGCAGAAAGUUGCUUACUGUCACCAGGUGAAACUGGUCAUCUAAGGGUUUACGACGCUGCAGCGAAAACCUCCUCGGGAUUACUUUGGUGGAUGUUAGCACUCUGUAACCACUUGCUAACUAUUUGCUAAGCUGUAGUGUAACUGUGAAGAGUGUCACACAAACCUUUUUAGCGCAGUCCCUUCUUUGCAAAUAAUUUCACCCGGUGACAGCCCGCAACGUCCUGCAAUUCUUAAAUUAAUUUUAAUACAUAAAUGAUAAACUAAUCCUUGCUCUGACAAACUCUCUUGAAUAUUAUUCUAAGUAAAACCACUAAUUAGCUAGCUAGCUGAUGAUGUUGUAAUCUUGCUGUUCCGAGGUUUACUCAUGAUAAUAUUUUUAUUUGCUGGUCAUACUUGAGUUAUCAGCAAUUUGGUGUUGGGCUAAUUUGAUAGAUGUAGGUGAUUAAAAAAUACUAUAGUCAAUUUGAGCUAAUGUCAAUUUUACAACUAAUGUUGGGCCCAAAGAUUAGCUUACUAGCUUAGAGCUAACUUCACUCUGUCUACUGCCCAUUUGGUGUUGACACCAUAUUUUAAUAGUUUUGCUAAAAGCUGAUACAAUGAAAGAUUUUCUUUGACAAGGUACAUAAAUAAUUGGUGUGGAAAAGUCAUUGAAUUCCUUGCUAUACAUGGGCCUUGCUCUUGACUCAGAAGGUAAUCAGUACAGUUAAUACUUUGGCCACAAAUACCAAUAACAAAUACACAGAGAUGUAUGGUUUCAGGUGUACUAUUUUAUUCAAUUCUAUAUAUAUUUACAUUUUUGGGGAUUAUUUAUAUUUGUAUAUAAACAUCUUUUCUUUCACACCCCUCAUUAAUAAUUUACGUACAGUCCCUUAUAACACCUCUGAAAUGUGAAUAACCAGGUUACCGUCUCAGUGAAAAUAUUUCUGAACUUGUUUAAAAGAUAAAGUGUUGCCAAAUCCAUCGUCCAGUUGGAACUGAAAGUGAAUGAACCUGAUUUGUGCUCUCCACAGUUGCUUUAGCUGUAUCAUUUGUUAAGCUAGAGUCAAUAAAAAUAAGAAAAAAACAUUCGCAUCCUGAUGUCAGCAUCUAUCAAACCUCCAGCUAAGGUUAAUCGUGCAAUGUAUACAUCUGCCAUAUGUAAAAGUGUCAAUGUUGUAAUGAUAAUAUAGCUUUUGAUGGAGAACAAAGCUCACUAUACAAAAAAGAAGUGUAAAGAAACACAUGACGAUAAAUCAUAAAACAGAGACCAAAAAAAGAAGAAGAAAGAUAUAUAUAUACAACUGUUCAUACCUCAUUGUACUGCUGUGUGCCAGAGGAAGGGACUGGGAGCGAUCAUUUUGAUCAUGGAAAAAUAAGGAACAGGAGCAAGGAAGAGACACUUGAAAGGUUUUUUUUCUUUCGCUUGCUCUCUUUUGGCCUCUUCACAUGCCAGAAAUAAUAAGCUGAACUGGAUAAAAAAGUAGCAGUGUAUAUGGUUAAUGUGAUAAAAUGCUUACAGUUUCUAUUCAGGUUAUAAGAUAUGUCACUGUGACAGUGUUGUUUUUCAGGAAAAAAAAAAAAAAGCAGACUUAUUUUCUUGUGUCUGGUGAAAUAUGAAGCCAAACUUUGAGGUAUUAGUCAUCAGCUGGCAUCAUGGCACACAGAGAGGGAGGACUUCAUCACUACAGGAGCGUACCUGAGGGGUAUACCAAGUCGAAGUCAAAUAAAAUUAUUAAUGCAAGUGUGAAUUAGAGUCCAGUAGUCUUAGGAAUUGCAAAAAAGUGCAAAAAUGCAAUUAAACAUUUGCAUUUAGUGUAUAUAAUACAGGCCAGCAAGUUGUGCCUUGAAUAAGAACAGUUUAGGACCCAGCGUCCCAAACUGCUAUUCCCAUGAUUAGACUUGUCUCCUUUUUUAUUUCUUUGCUGCUCCCUGCAGGAGAAUCCAUCCCGGCUCUAAUUAUUCUAUCCGAGACACAUCAUGGGACGAUGAUGUGUUUGUUGGGAGAGCACAGUGUUGAAUUUAACGCUGAGUGAGAUACGAGCUGGAGCUCCCCAGACGACAGUUUGAUAUUGUAUUCAGUCUUGCUGGUCGUGGGUUUGUGACAGGCAUGUUUGCUGUUUGUUUUGCUUUUCUGUGACAAAUCAUUUAUGGCACAAUCAGACAAUGACAUCUCAGUGGCUCGCAGCUGUUUGUGUUUGUGGCUCUGUGGCAUUCGUUUACAGCGUUAUAAAAUGAUUUGAGAACAGUCUGCCUACUUUGUCUCUGUCCAAGUGAUCAGGAGUUAUAUCGUCUCGGUUUCAGAUGCACGCAUGAGCACAAGUUAAUAGACAAAUAAACACUAAACUAGCUAAAUAUACAAGUACAGUGUUCGAUACGCUGCAAAAGUCUUAAAGCAUUCCUCAUUUUUUUAUAGUUUGCUUCCAAAAAGGGGGCAGCAACUGUGAUUUCUUUAAUUAGAAUAGCUGACAAUACUGUUUUUAACUAUAUGCAGAAUUUGUUUUAAUGUCACGUUAAGUUCAACUGAACCUAAAAGAUGUCAUUAUGUGUGCUGCAGUAAAAAGAAAGAGCAAACUCAUUUGCCUCAGAAUACACUUCAAUACACACAAACAAUGUGACCUGGUCAUUUACAAUGAUGCUGCUUAAGCUUCUUAAUCUGCUUAUUUUCAUCUUUUAGGAUGAAGAGAACGCCAAAACACACUUUAUUGUACUAUGUAUAACAGUAAAGAUCAUACUCAGACAUGUUUCCACAUGUGUAAGUAUUCAGAUCAUUUGCAGAGGCAUUCCAAACUGUGGUCAGGUUAAAUCACUCAUACAGUGUUAUGCUUUUUGGAUUUUCCUUCUUGUGUUUUUUUCCUCUCCUGCAUGUGGUUUACAAAGGCCUAGUGUCCUUGCCACAGAAAAUACUGCAGCACAAUCUUUUCUUCCAGUCCCAAUGUGUACAUUACUAUGUGACACAGCAACUCGACGCCCAUGUAGUGAUUUGCUUGACCGGCUCUCAGCAAACACACCUCUAUUACUCCCACACUAAACACAGAUACACCCCACGGGGCUGUGUGCUGAGUCCAGUGCUCUACACAAUAUUUAUCUACGACUUCACACCAUCUGCUCCCCAAACUCCAAAAUCAAGUUUGCAGAUGAUCACCCACAAUUUUAAUGAGGAUGGAAAGGGCCUGCAGGCUGGAAGUGGACCAUCCGACUGAUGGUCAGCAGUGUAGAUACAAUGAUCCUCAGCACCUCCGCUUGAGGUCCACGGUUAGGAAAUCACAUCUCCCACUUGCACCUGCCAGCUGGUCAGGUUUGCACGACAGAGGCUCUUCUUCCUAAGAAAACUGAAAUAGGCCAAACUUCCACAUCUGGAAUCCAUCUGUGCCAUCAGGAUAAGGAAGGCUGCAGACAGGAUCAAUAGUUUGAGUCACCACCAUCUGGCAAACUGUUCAUGACAAUAAAAACAAGAAUCAACAGACUCAGACAUGUUUUGCCCUAUAGGGUCGGCUUCCAUCCCCCCAGUUUCAGCCACACUACACAACUGACUGUAAACACAGAAAUCCUCAGAAUACACUUCAAAACACACACAAACAAUAUGACCUGGUCAUUUACAAUGAUGCUGCUUAAGCUUCUUAAUCUGCUUAUUGUCAUCUUUUAGGAUGAAGAGAACGCCAAACCGAAUGUUAUUGUACUAUGUAUAACAGUAAAGAUCAUUAAUUCAUUCACUCGAGCAAAGAUUCCCUUACAGUCAGCCGUUGUGUUUCCAAUCAGCUCUCUAGCCCGUAACCCUAAAAUGUCUUGGCUGUAAGCAAAGCACACCAAAUGCUGCAUUUUAUGCUGCAAGAACAAACACAAGUCUUCAAAGCACUCCUAGCAUCUGAGUAACUGAAGACCCAGUGAUUUUUUAAUCUCUUUAUGUUUACUGUCCUCACAGUGGCAGCUGACGUGGUUAACAUUCCCAUCUGCUUGCCCCUCUCCUGUGUUCACGCUUACUCUUUUUAAAAACAGGCUGUGCUUUCUUACAUAUCUUCCAUUUUUGCUGUCAGACAGCAGUAGACACAUGAUGUGGUGACCCAAAUGCUGCACAUUCAGACUCAGUUCUGUAACCUGUAAACCAGCCGACACUUUGAAGCCAUUUUUUAAGCUUCUUUUAAAACCCUGAUGUCAUAGCAUAGUCUGACCAUUGAUGUAAUAUGAAGAUAACAGCCAUGCUUUCAGCUCUAUUGUUUAGUGUGACUGAAGCUUAUUUUAUUUUAGUGGUCAGCAGCUCUUUAGGGCUGUGCCUUAUAUACACAGAACCUUUGCUUUGAUCGUGCCAGCUGACCGAUUAAAAGGAGACGUUUCCAGAGGAGCAGCAAAGAGACGGGAGCUGAAAUGCAGCAGUAGUAAAUGAAGAAAAAUAUGUCUUUUGAACGUUAAAGCAUGUAAAGCCCAUACACUCCAAGCUUUAAGGUUAGUGUGAAAAAUAGGGGGGGUGAUAUAACCUAACUCUGUAAAAUUGGCCACUUGGCAAAAUCGAGUAGGAAAGCCAACGAGAGCAUCCUGUGAACACAUGAUAAACAGGCUUUUCUACUCGGUUUAAGUACUCCAUUAUUUCUACUACACUACCAACAUCCACCGACCUUCCAUUGGUAGCCAACUCCCUCUACCACCUGAGCCACACCCACCCCAAAUAAUAUGGAGAUCGUCGUUACCCUCAAGUUACACCCUGUGGAUAUAAAGCUUCAUGGCAGAACAAUCAAGAUUUCAUAGGAAAGACAACCACCUAGGCUUUUCUAGUGGAGCAGCAAGACAGAAGCAGCUCUGAAUAAAAGGCACAUGACAGCACAUUCAGUGUUUGCCAGACUUAUCAGAGCCUCCUCAGAGCAUCACAUACAAACAUCAGUCUAUUUAGACCGUUUCCUGAUCAUCCGUCAUCACUGUGAACACGCUCAGCUCUCGGCAUAAUCCCGUUUCAGCUUUGAACCCAUCUGUCACUCCUACCAUACACUCACUAAAGACUCCUGACUUCCUCUUGAUCACUGCUCACUAUUGCUUCACAAUAGCAAAUAAAUAAAACACACGAUGAUUAAACUCCACUGGCUAGAAGAAAACAACCAAAUUAGGCACAUGUAUAAAAAUAGCAAUAGCACAUAUAAAAAGUGUCCAAGGUGUUUACACAUUCCCUGAAAGAUCCCUGGUUUGAUCCCAGGAGGGUGUUCUGUUGGGAAGGUUGGAGCUAUCUGCUGUGGUGACUCUUUGGGAGUAAGGCAGCCUAGACGUAGCUACUUCCUCCCCAAAGUGUUCCUCCUGUGGCUGCACGUUACCCCCAUUCUUGAAGAUCAGAUCCAUAAAGUUGCAAACCUGUUGUACUGAAAAAUGAAGGCAACACAAAAAAGGAGAACAACAAACAAACUGCAGUUCUUCAAAUGUCUGCUUGAGGCCAGCGCUAAAAGCGAGCCAAACUCCAUAAACCUUCAUUAAAACUUCAGAGAGGAAAUGAACAUGUUUACAGCUUGGUAUGAAAAUGGUUAGGGUUACGAUUUCUUUCUCUAAAUCAGUGGUUCCCAAACUUUUUUGGCUAGG
Haplochromis burtoni (Burton's mouthbrooder) is the source of this 12778-nucleotide messenger RNA. Its product is annotated as thyroid hormone receptor alpha. The coding region runs from base 197 to 1072 and encodes 291 amino acids. Gene Ontology annotation, biological process: retinoic acid receptor signaling pathway; positive regulation of transcription by RNA polymerase II; thyroid hormone receptor signaling pathway. The transcript has 5 exons. The record is from RefSeq and is a predicted model, not a curated record. Lineage: Eukaryota; Metazoa; Chordata; Actinopteri; Cichliformes; Cichlidae. Gene Ontology annotation, molecular function: nuclear receptor activity; RNA polymerase II cis-regulatory region sequence-specific DNA binding.